Molecule: messenger RNA, 2134 nt
Organism: Amborella trichopoda
Lineage: Eukaryota; Viridiplantae; Streptophyta; Magnoliopsida; Amborellales; Amborellaceae
Source: RefSeq, a predicted model, not a curated record
AUACAUUCCCCUCUAUUUUCCCAUCAGCACGAUGAUACAGUAAUGCUAUACUAAAGUGAUUAGGGAUAGGGUUUUCACUGGAUUUCCUUCUGGUUUCAAGCCAUAAAACCUUUCCCUUUUGUAAUUAAAGUUAGGGUUUUUGAGCAUUUCCCUUUGUGUUUCGAGCAAGAAAGCUCUUGCUUUUCAGGUUUAGGGUUAGUGUUUUUACAGAGACUUUGCUCUUCUAGUGGCCGCCUUUCAUGGCGCAGAAAAUCUCCCAAAACCAUGACUUCAAACGCAAAAGAGAUGAAUUCGAACCACAGCCGGACCAGAAUGGCUUUGAUUUAUCUCUCCUUGAAGCUGUCGAGAAAUCACAGAGCUCUGUUGAAGUUCUUGACCAAAGGGCCCUAAGGAAAUUGAUCCUCUCAUUUGAGCGCAGGCUCCAUGCUAACCUGGAAGCUAGAAUGAAAUAUCCAGACCAGCCUGACAAAUUUGCAGACUCAGAGGUGGAACUUCAUGAAGAAAUCGAAAAGCUCAAAAUUCUAGCUGGUGCACCAGAGCUUUACCCUGAUCUGGUUCAACUCAAUACCGUUCCUUCCAUUCUAGGGCUUUUAGGCCAUGAGAACACAGAUAUAGCAGUCGAUGUGGUAGGGCUUCUUCAAGACUUAACUGAUGAAGAUGUUUUAGAAGACAGCGAUGAAUCAGCUCAAAUUCUUGUUGAUUCUCUUGUUGAAAACAAUGCUCUAGAAUUACUGGUUCAGAAUCUAGGGCGUCUCUCAGAAACUGAUCCUGAUGAAAUGACGGCCAUAUAUAAUACAUUGGCGACCAUCGAGAACAUGGUUGAGGUUAAACCAUCAGUUGCAGAGCUGGUUUGUGAGAGAACCAAGCUUAUGAGAUGGCUUUUGAAUAAGAUUAAAGCUCGAGAAUUCGAUAGCAAUAAACAAUAUGCAUCAGAGAUAUUGGCAAUUUUGUUGCAGAAUAGUGGGGCAAACCAGAGGAGACUAGGGCAAAUGAAUGGGGUGGACAUUGUUCUUCAGGCUGUUGCUCUCUAUAAAUCGAGGGACCCAAAGAGUGGGGAUGAAGAGGAAAUGGUAGAGAAUUUGUUUGAUUGUUUGUGCAGUUUGGUGAUGCCAUUAGAGAACAAGGAGAGGUUUUUGAAAGCAGAGGGGGUGGAAUUGAUGAUUAUUAUUAUGAAGCAGAAGAAAUUGGCUUAUGGGUCGGCAAUAAGGGUGCUUGAUUUUGCAAUGACAAAGUAUCCUCCGGCUUGUGAGCGGUUUGUGGAUGUUUUGGGGUUGAAGACUGCUUUUGCUACUUUCAUGGGUAAGAUUCCUGUCAACAAAAAGAAAAAUAAAGAAAGCUAUCAAGAAGAGCUAGAAGAGCGCAUUGUUUCACUCAUUGCAUCAUUAUUUGGUGGUAUUUUUCGGGGUUCAAGAAGGGAACGACUUCUUAGCAAAUUUGUGGAAAAUGAAUGUGAAAAGAUCGAUAGACUAAUGGAACUAUACAUGAGAUACUUGGACAGAGUGAAAGCAGAGACUGAGCGAUUGAACCAGCUUGAAUUGGAGGACUUAGAGAUGGAUGAAGAGGAGCGCUACAAUCGGAAGCUAGAGUCUGGACUUUAUACUCUUCAAUUGAUAGCAGUUAUUCUUGGGCAUCUUUGGUGUUCUGAGCAUUCUGGAAUGAGAUCAAGAAUUGAGCUACUACUCAGGCAGCAGAGAUUGUCAAAGGAGAAUGUCAAGGAAAUACUUCAGGAAUAUCAUGACAAUAUUGGAGAUCUGGAUGGACCUGAAGAGAAGGAAAAGGCGCAAGCAAAAAUCCAGAAAUUCAUUGACGCACUUUGAAGUCUCAGGAGCCUUUUCAGGACAUUGAUGUUGGGAUCUGAUGGAAUCCAUGAUAAACAGGAACAACACAAAAACAUAAGAAAUGUCUCCUCACUUUUUUGAAGUCAUGAUAUCUUUUCUUCUUUCCCCUGAUGUCAUGUGAUUCGAUUAUUCUUGAAAGCUGCAUAAGCUGGGUCGUGUACCAUGUUGAAAACUUUGUAGCUUUCUACUUUAUAUGCAAAUGUAAUAGGAUUAGAAAGAAAGAGAAAUAUUUGUAAGUGGAAAUACGAAAUUCAAAACCUGGUGGCUUUCUAUUUUGAAAACGCAAUCUUUUUUUA